Recurvomyces mirabilis is the source of this 1593-nucleotide messenger RNA. RefSeq lists its product as uncharacterized. Gene Ontology annotation, cellular component: plasma membrane. Gene Ontology annotation, biological process: transmembrane transport. Gene Ontology annotation, molecular function: transmembrane transporter activity. The coding region runs from base 1 to 1593 and encodes 530 amino acids. NCBI's taxonomy places the organism in Eukaryota, Fungi, Ascomycota, Dothideomycetes, Mycosphaerellales, Teratosphaeriaceae. The record is from RefSeq and is a predicted model, not a curated record. The transcript is spliced from 6 exons.
AUGGCUUCAACACGACCGCCACCAGGCACCGUGCUUCUAGAAGAUCUCGAGCAUGAUAAGCUAGUGUUGCAGCCACGCCCAUCAGAAGAUCCAGAGCAGCCACUGAAUUGGUCGGUACUGCGCAAGACAAUCAACUUCAGCAUUGUUUGUUUCUAUGCCUUGAUGGCAUUCGUAAUCCUCGACAUCGGCACUGUUGUCUGGGGACCAAUGAACGAGGAGCUCGGUAUCUCUUUCACGAACCUGAGUUACAGCUUCGCAGCGAAUUGUGCCGGUCUCGCCGUCGGCUGCUUUCUCCUUGUUCCCCUCUCCAUCAAGAUCGGACGCCGACCAGUAUACAUCAUCAGUACCCUAGCACUGUUCCUGUCUGCGAUCUGGAUGGCGAAGACGUACACCGUUGGCGACAACAUCGGCAACAAUAUUACCAGCGGAAUCUUCGGUGCUAUUAGCGAAAGCAUCGUGCAGAUGACAAUUGCAGAUCUUUUCUUCGUUCAUCAGCGAGCGCGCAUGAAUGCCAUCUACGUAAUCAUGGUCGACAUUGGUACUUUUCUUGCCCCAGUCGCUGCUGGCUACUGCUCAAACUCGCAAGGCUGGCGCUGGAUCAACUGGUGGACGGCAAUAUUCUUCGGUGUCCUUCUGCUGGCUAUGAUCUUCGCAUAUGAGGAGACGAAGUACACUGUCUCCGUUCGUUCUACUGCAUCACCUGUCAGGUCGCCACAGGAGAUGAAAGCUGUUCUGGAGUCGAAGGACAAAGAUGCAAAAGACUUACGCCCCACCAUCAGUAGUACGGAGAGCGUUGAUCCAGGCACCAACCCAUUCCAGAAGAAGAACGUCAGACAACGCUUUGCUCUCGUCACCCUGACGCCAGGUGGAUCACGGUCCUUUCUUGCACUGAUUUGGGACUUUAUCGUCUUGCUCAAGUUCCCCGCUGUGGCAUACACAGCGCUGAUGUGGGGCGCCACAUUGACCUGGUUCUCUGUCAUCCUCAAUACACUGUCCAUAUACUUUGUGGCCCCGCCUUACAACUUCAGCGCUGCCGGGAUUGGUCUUCUCAACCUUCCUCCGUUCAUUGGUGGUCUGAUCGCUAUCGUCCCUUGUGCCUAUAACGACUACAUCAUCAUCUGGCUCGCGAAGCGUAACGGCGGCGUCUUUGAGCCUGAGAUGAGACUUUGGCUUGCCUUACUUGGUGUGGUUGUUGGUCCAGCUGGUCUUUGUUUGUUCGGCUUGUCGUUGGCCCAGGGCAUGCACUGGAUCGUUCCAUGCAUCGGGUCGGCGUUCUAUGGCGCAGGCCUAAGUAUUAUAGGUACAACAUCUUUGACAUAUCUGCAGGACAGCUAUGCUGAGGUGAUUGGUGAUGCUCUCGUGCCAGUGACGUUUGUUCGCAAUGCCCUUGCUACUAUGGUGGUUUUUGCCCUGACGCCUUGGAUCAACACUAUGGGGUUGUACAAUAUGUUCGUCUGCGCAACAUGCCUUGCCUUUGCACUGUAUGCGCUCACGGUCCCCAUGCUGAUAUGGGGCAAGACUUGGCGAGUGCAGACCGCGGCGGCGUAUGCUAGGCACAUCGAGCGGAGCGGCAAUCACGCUUCCAUCUCGUAG